This is a messenger RNA of Mercurialis annua (annual mercury), 846 nucleotides long. RefSeq names its product glycine-rich RNA-binding protein 4, mitochondrial. Gene Ontology annotation, molecular function: RNA binding. The coding region runs from base 87 to 482 and encodes 131 amino acids. The record is from RefSeq and is a predicted model, not a curated record. The transcript is spliced from 4 exons. NCBI's taxonomy places the organism in Eukaryota, Viridiplantae, Streptophyta, Magnoliopsida, Malpighiales, Euphorbiaceae.
AUAAAAUAAAAUUAUUUUCAAAUACUAAUUCACCAAAAAUAUUAAUUUUUCUCUGGUUAAUUAACUGCAUAGUUAAUAAAUUAACAAUGAACAGAGCUGUAAUCUCUGUAGCUAAAAGAGUUGCUGCUGCUACGUCAACAACGCUUCACAACUCAGCUCCUUCAACUCCAAACAGUAAACUUUUUGUUGCAGGUUUGUCAUGGUCGGUUGACGAGAAGUCCCUGAAAGAUGCCUUCUCUUCCUUUGGAGAGGUUAGUGAAGUGAGGAUUGCGUAUGAUAAGGAGACUGGUAGAUCAAGAGGCUUCGGAUUUAUUAGUUUUUCAAAUGAAAAUGAGGCUGAAUGUGCAAAAGAUGCCAUGGAUGGCAAGGCAUUGUUAGGCCGACCAUUGAGAGUAAAUUUUGCUCUUGAAAAGGUUCGUGGUGGACCGGUUGUCGUCCCACGCAUUUCUAAUGCAGCAGAUGACUUUAGUCGCAAUGCUUGAACUCGCCGUCUUUAGAGUUGAGAGCUGCUGCUGUCUUGCUUACUCUAGUCUCUCUUAAACAAGUUAGAACUCGAGUUAAGUAGUAGCAGAAUGUUAGGUUUGUAGUAGCAGAAUUGAAGACAUUUAUGUGUUCGUUGCAUCCCCGUUGGCGGAUGGACUCGAAGCUCAUAAUGUUGCUGCCUGGUUGUAUAAUUCAUGUACUUCCAAAGUGUUGAGCAAAUAGUGUACUAAAUGCAUUUGGUUCAGUUUCUGUUUUAAUGUGCUUCCAAAUUUUGACUACAGUAAUAUUUCACGAAUGUUAUAAUAGAAUGUUUUAUUUUGGAAACUCAUCUAGUUUAUUCUUCAUUAGUUGUAACUAUUUCUA